AAUGUCCUCACCUAGUUUACCCUUCUAAAACCCUCUUAUCCCCGAAAAACCCCAAAUCUUAACACAGUAACUCCGCUAUUCAAGUCCCAGAAAUGUCCUCCAUGACUACAAAACUCGCCACCAAAUCCCUCCUCAAACUCCUCAUCUCUUCCUCACCGAAACCGCCCAUUUCUGGAUUCUUUUCCACCUUCACUUCCGAGGAUAGGACCCAGAAACUCGAGCGCAUCGCUGACGAGCUUUUAGACUUAACAAAACUCGAACGCUAUGACUACUCCAUCCUCUUCCGUCUCAAACUAGGCCUCAACCGCUACGGCCCUGCCGUCUCUGGCGUCACCUCCGCUGCCCCAUCAGCACCCGGAUCCGGUUCGGUCGCAGCCGAAUCGAAAGCCGCAGAAAAGAUGGCGUUUGAUAUAAAGCUGGAGAAAUUCGACGUGGCGGCGAAGAUAAAGAUAAUAAAAGAAGUGAGGACAUUUACGGAAUUGGGGUUAAAGGAAGCUAAAGAUUUGGUGGAGAAAGUUCCCGUUGUGGUUAAAAAGGGAGUUACAAAAGAGGAAGCUGAGGCCAUUAUUAAGAAGCUCCAAGAAUUGGGUGCCACUGUGGUACUUGAAUGAACAUUUUUUUAAGAUAUUUUUGUUCUGGCAUUACCAUCGGAAUUUGAAAGUGAAAAACUUUGCUGAAAUUAAUUCAGUCUUCUUGCUGAAAAGAUUGGGUUUUUUUUCCUUUAAGAAAAUAUUUACUGUUCUUUCUGCUCUUUUAUGAAAUUCUUUGGAGAUGUUUGAUGCAUUUAGCCUUGGGUGUAUCAAGUUGAUUGGAUUAGAGUGGCUACCUAGCUUCUGUGCUAUACACUAAGAUAUGCUAUCAUCCAAAUUUCUUUUGACAUUUGCUACCAAGGCUGAAAUGCAGCUGCUGCUUUAGAGAAUGUUGUGUUUCUUAACUUGUAAGUGUCAGUGCAACUACCUGGGAACUCAAGAGUCAAGAGUUAUUGGAAUUGGAAUGCUGGGACAUUUGUUUGUAGCAUCUCUAUACUCUUUAUAUUUUGGAGCUUUGUUCUACAGGUUCUCUUUUCUUGGUUUCCUACUGAGAAUCUGAUAUAUAUAUAUUGCUAGUUUUCCUUCAAAUGAGGAAAGGAUUUGUUAUUUGGUCACUGAGCAUGGAGGACUAAUUGCUUCAGUUGGAGUACAGGUUUUUUGCCUUUGAAAGGAGUUAUUUUUUUGCUUUUUCAUCAUCAUCCUACAUGCAUCGGUUAAAAUCCGUGUCCAUUGUGAGCUAAAAUUAAGUAGCAGUGGAGCCACCUUGGAGAGUUUGCAAAGACUAAGCUAUUUCUAUGAUGCUUUGGACUAAUCAAAGAUGUUCUAAAGAUGAUUACUUGAAGCUUUGGCCAUGUUUGUUGGAGAUAUGGAUUCUGGUCUCCACAAAAUAUUUCUGCAAGUCCUGUGACAGUGAGUUAACAUAUGGUUUUAGGUAAAAUCUUAUGCUAGAUUGUUCUGAGCAAAGCUAGGAUGAAAUGUUGUGCCUCAUUGUUGCUGUGUUUAAUUAGUCAGUACCCUCCCUAAAAACCAUGGAAUAAGUAAUUAGUUAUUAUCCAAUGAAUAAGUAAAUAGUCAUUAUCCAAUCUAGUUUCUACUUGUUAUGCUAUGUAGUUU
Molecule: messenger RNA, 1643 nt
Organism: Durio zibethinus
Lineage: Eukaryota; Viridiplantae; Streptophyta; Magnoliopsida; Malvales; Malvaceae
Source: RefSeq, a predicted model, not a curated record